ACCUAUGAAACUGGAAAUAUUAUAUCUAUAUAUAAGUAAAAAUUUACUUCCCUUGUUCUGAGAUUUUUACGCAUCGGCAGAGCGACAGAGAGGAUCAGGGCAUUGCUAGGGCGUAAAAGAUCGUUAGUCAUGGCUGGAUCAGGAAGUUCGAUGCUAUAUUCAUUUCUUUUGUUUACUGUCAUUCUUUCACUCCAAGAAAUGUAUCGAGGGAAGUUAGCAUCGUCGGAGCUUUUUACAAUACUUGGAGGAUUCAUCAGCUCCCUCUUGUUUCUUGUGUUACUAACAUUCAUUGGGAAUUUCCAGGAAGCAAGUGGAGUGAAGACCGGCUGGGGUGCUGUCAUAUUAGCAGAAGCUGUAGCACUGAUUGCUGCUAGCACUGUCCACCGAGUGUGUAUCACAACAUGUUUCUUGUUCUCGGCCGGGUUACUUUAUGAGGUCAACAAGAUUUCAGCAGUGACUGUUUCUAAAAUUGAAUCGAAAGCAAAGAGGCACUGAGCUAAUAAUUCCUUUUCAGUAUAAAAGGUAUUUGAUUAGAAGGUUGCCUGUUUGUGCUAUUAGGGGAUUAAGAUGUAAUCAAAAGUUAUCAGUGAUGCCAAUUUAGAAAAUUUCCUUUAGACGUUACUGCUUUUCACUUAUUGGCUCCAAGGACUUGUACAUGUGUGGAUGGCAGAUAGAUCUUCACCCCACUCUGCUUCCUCACCCUUUAUUUCUUUUGAAUGAAGAAUUUUGAGAA
This is a messenger RNA of Gossypium arboreum, 733 nucleotides long. RefSeq lists its product as uncharacterized. Bases 130 to 495 code for a protein of 121 amino acids. The record is from RefSeq and is a predicted model, not a curated record. The transcript has 5 exons. Lineage: Eukaryota; Viridiplantae; Streptophyta; Magnoliopsida; Malvales; Malvaceae.